AUGUCCAAUACACCAACACCACAACCAAGCUCCGGGUACGCCUCACCAGCUCCAUCGACAGUCCCAUCAAACCCCAAUACACCUAAAUCCAAGGCAACUAACGUAUUUUCUAACGACGGCUCUUUUCUAGAGCGAUUUCAGCGUAACAAGAAGGACGAAGAAGAUAAGAAGAAGCAGGAAGAGGCGCUUACAAGAAAGCGGGAGUUCGACAGUCGUUUUAAAAAAAGGGGCAAGCGUCCCCCACCUGAUCCAUCCCCUGCAGUGACUGUUCCUGAAAAUCCUCCAUCCAAGAAAGCAAGAUCAGACAAACCACUAACCGAAUAUGAGAAGGAAGUAAAGAGCUACACUCCCAGCCUCAAAGACAGCGGUAUUGGCGUUCGACCUCUUGUUAAAUAA
Serpula lacrymans var. lacrymans S7.9 is the source of this 396-nucleotide messenger RNA. RefSeq lists its product as uncharacterized. The record is from RefSeq and is a predicted model, not a curated record. NCBI's taxonomy places the organism in Eukaryota, Fungi, Basidiomycota, Agaricomycetes, Boletales, Serpulaceae. The coding region runs from base 1 to 396 and encodes 131 amino acids. The transcript has 5 exons.